Necator americanus (New World hookworm) is the source of this 1890-nucleotide messenger RNA. RefSeq lists its product as uncharacterized. The coding region runs from base 1 to 1890 and encodes 629 amino acids. The transcript has 17 exons. The record is from RefSeq and is a predicted model, not a curated record. Lineage: Eukaryota; Metazoa; Nematoda; Chromadorea; Rhabditida; Ancylostomatidae.
AUGCUUUCGAAGCGUGCUGCAUACAACUUUCACAUAGGGAGUCGUCGUGUUCACGGAAACAGGGCAGAGGAGGAGGAGGAGGGGAGAGGGAAAACGGUUGGAGGAGCGGUGGCCGUUGGUGAACAACCGAUCAAAGGACUUCUAUCUCCAGCUGCCGGUGCCAGGAUGACCGUCGCCGAGACGCUCACCAAUCUCCUGGCUGCUUGUAUCACGGACCUCAGAGAUGUAAAAAUGUCCGGAAAUUGGAUGUGGGCAGCGAAAUGCGAAGGCGAAGGAGUACGUCUCGUAGAAGCAUGCGAUGCGCUAUGCAAGGCGCUCGCCGAUGUCGGAUGUGCUAUUGAUGGCGGAAAAGAUUCGCUAAGUAUGGCUGCUAAGGUGGACAAUGAAUUAGUCAAGGCUCCAGGCACCUUAGUGCUGUCUGCCUAUGCGCCUUGUCCUGACGUAAUGAAGACCGUUACUCCAAAUUUCAAAGGACCACGAGAAGGCUCAUACUCGACAAGUAUCAUUUAUGUUCGUAUGGGAAGCGAAUUUUGUCGGAAUAGGCUGGGAGACGAUCCGGCAGACAUCGAAGACAUGCCAUUAUUGGCUCGCACAUUUGCAGCUAUACAAAAAUUAAUCGUCGAUGAUGUCAUCCUUUCAUUGCACGACGUAUCCGAUGGCGGUUUCAUAGUUGCAUUGCUGGAAAUGGCAUUCGCCGGAAAUGUUGGGAUCCGAGCCGAUAUCAGAUGUGAAACAGAUCCAAUCACUUUCUUAUUCGCUGAGGAGGCUGGCGUAUUCCUAGAGGUUGAGCACGAACAUUCAGCUGCAGUGAUGAACGAAUUCAGAGGACAUUCGAUGGUUGUCGGUGAAGUGUUUUCGACCUAUGGGCCCGGAGCAAAUAUUGAGAUUCGAGUAAACGGAGGAUGUGUUGUGAACGAAAGUCUCGUGACUCUACGUGAAGUCUGGGAAGAAACGUCAGAUCGUCUCGGACUAAUGCAAACCGAUGCCGCAUGUCUCCAGGAAGCUAAACAGGUCCGAUCAACAACAGAACUGAUUGCUUAUACUGCUCCAUUCGAAUGGGGUCCAGUUCUAGUAUCGAAUUCUGCUCACUAUAUUACCUCAGCACCUCGAGUGGCGAUCAUUCGCGAGGAAGGUUCGAACGGUGAUCGCGAGAUGGCGGCCGCGUUUGCAAUUGCCGGAUUUCAACCACACGAUGUUACCAUGACCGAUUUGCUUGGAGGACAUACGCUUGAACAAUACAGAGUUGUGGCCUUCGUCGGAGGAUUUUCAUAUGCAGAUGUACUUGGUUCUGCCAAAGGAUGGGCAGCCGCGAUCCGCUACAAUCCAGUGGUUCGUCUCGAGUUUCUCCGUUUCCAGCAUAGACGCGACACGCUUUCAUUCGGUGUUUGCAAUGGAUGUCAACUGAUGGCUCAUCUUGGAUGGAUUGGAGAAUACGAGGGCGCUCCGUCAGUUUUCCUGGCUGAAAAUCGUUGCGGACGAUUUGAAUCCUCCUUUGGUCCUGUUCGAAUUGAACAAUCUCCGUCAAUUUGGUUGCGAGGCAUGGAGGGAGCGGUGUUAGGUCUGUGGAGUUCUCAUGGGGAAGGUCGGUUCACCUAUCGUUCAUCGAACGUGCUGAGCGCACUACGUAAGUCUCAUCAGAUUGCUGUACGAUAUGUCGACAGCGAAGGACAGCCGUCCAUGAAAUAUCCGUGGAAUCCGAACGGUUCCGAGGAUUCUGUGGCGGCAAUCUGCAGUGAAGAUGGCCGUCAUCUGGCUAUGAUGCCUCAUUCCGACAGAUCGUUCUUGUCCUGGCAAUGGCCAGACUACCCCCGUGAUUGGGUGAGCGAAGACUGCGCCGCGCCAUGGUUGAAAAUGUUCCAGAAUGCCUAUUCGUGGAUCCAAGAAAAUUAG